Molecule: messenger RNA, 1614 nt
Organism: Leptinotarsa decemlineata (Colorado potato beetle)
Lineage: Eukaryota; Metazoa; Arthropoda; Insecta; Coleoptera; Chrysomelidae
Product: solute carrier family 25 member 35
Source: RefSeq, a predicted model, not a curated record
CACAGAUUUCGGAAUUUGGUCUGAUUUAACAGUUAUCAUUUUUGUUUACCUAGGUUUUUGAAGUAUAUAAUCAGGUUUAAUGCCCUCAUUCGCUAGUGUAACGGUGUAAGUCAUGGUCUGUGAAUAUUUUGUUGAAGCAAGUGGAGAGUGUUUUUAAAAUUGUCCAGAAAUCACAUUCAACACGUUAUAACACCUACAAAGUUCAUUUCAAUUGAAAUUAUAUAAUUAGAGAUUUUGCAGAUUUUUGACAUCAACCUAUCGCAGGUACAUUGGGUUGACAACACUGGUUGCAAAGUCACAUGAUGCCGUAUUAGCCGUAUCAGUCAGCUGCAAAGUUCCAAGGUUGUAGGUCGAAUUCAAAGUAUAAUAUUACUAGCUGUAAUAAUUGAUGACUCCACAAAUCUAUAUCCAAUUUUCUAUUUAUAAAAUGGAAAAUUAUUGUUGGAAGGUUUUUUUUCAUAUGCCCUGAUAAAAUUAAAAGAACAAGUAUACCUAGUCUACAAACAUGGACUUUGUUAUUGGGGGCCUAGCUGCUUGUGGUGCUUCAAUAUUCAGCAACCCCUUUGAUGUUGUAAAAACGCGAAUGCAGCUACAGGGCGAACUUCGUGCAAAAGGUCAACAUGAUAUUUUCUAUAAAAACGUUUUUCACGCUAGCUGGGUGAUUGGUAAAAAUGAAGGGAUUCGAGGUCUUCAGAAAGGUCUCUUACCAGCAAUGGCAAUGCAUUCUAUAAGAAAUUCUAUAAGACUAGGGUCCUAUCAAUGGUUUAAUAAAAAAGGUUAUUUGACCAAUGAGAAGGGGAAAACAAUUUUUUAUAGAAGUGCCAUAGCGAGUGCCUUUUGUGGAGCAGCUGGAGCAUUCAUGGGAAGCCCUUUAUUUUUAGUAAAAACUCAAUUGCAGUCCCAAGCAGCCGACAAUAUAUCAGUAGGCACACAACAUGGCCACAAAGGAGUAUUUGCCGCUUUCAAAACAAUUUAUUCAAAAGAAGGGAUUGCUGGCUUAUGGAGAGGAGCGAAUGCUACCAUGUUGAGGGCAGUGGCAGGUUCAUCUGCUCAGUUAACUUCUUUUGCUAUUUCGAAGGACAUGCUUACAGAAUAUGACUUAUUCAAAAGAAUACCAUUAUUAUCUUCCUUAAUAGGAAGUAUCAUAAGUGGAGUAUUCCAGUGCCUCAUAAUGAACCCUUUUGAUUUAGUUUCAGUACGUCUUUAUAAUCAGGGUGUUGACAAAAGUGGAAAAGGAAUUCUUUACAAGAAUAUACCGGAUGCAUUUAUUAAAAUAGCCAAAACAGAAGGACUGACAGGUUUCUACAAAGGAGUAGGGGCUAAUUAUAUGAGACUUGCUCCUCAUGGAGCACUGUGUUUAGUCUUCUGGGACAUUUUAAGAGACCUGCAAGCAAAAUACCUAGAAUAACAAAAAUAUAAUGGCAAAAGUUACUUUUGAAUAUCUCCAACCUUAAAAGCUUCUCUUGCAAAUAACUGAGAAUUAUUUUCGAACCUGCCAAUUUUUAUACUUUGGAUUAUAAAGUUACAUCUAGAGAAUAUAUUUUUCAAGUCAUGUUAUCAAGAAUAUCUAGUCUAUUCUGAAACACACUGUGAUUAUAUUAUCAAGCAAGUUAA